Messenger RNA from Gorilla gorilla gorilla (western lowland gorilla), 5190 nucleotides. Its product is annotated as schlafen family member 13. The transcript is spliced from 6 exons. Bases 777 to 3584 code for a protein of 935 amino acids. Gene Ontology annotation, molecular function: tRNA binding. The record is from RefSeq and is a predicted model, not a curated record. Lineage: Eukaryota; Metazoa; Chordata; Mammalia; Primates; Hominidae. Gene Ontology annotation, biological process: defense response to virus.
CAGAAAUACCAAAGCAGCAUUUUUCCUGGACUUGUUCUGCAGAGCACUCAGAUUUGAAAGCCAUUUCUAGCCUUUGAGGAUUACCACUGUCCUCAGCCAAACUGCAGGGACUCCUAAGUAGAUCAGAGCUCCUGGAACUUUCUCAUCUUUUCAGCAUCUCAACCCUGUGGAAUCUUUCAACUCCCAAGUGCUACCAGGACAUUUGCCAUGUACUCUGGAAUCCCUCUGGAAGGAGCUGUCCUCACAGCAUGAAGGAUUAGAGGAGUUAAUAAAUGAGCAAACCCAACCUUUCUUCUGGGGAAUUGUGGUCCUCUCUAGAAGCUAGGCUGUGGACCUGAAUUUGCAGGAGAAGCCAGGAGUCAUCUGUGAUACUCUGCUGAUAGCAUAGAACAGCCCUGGCAGGGCCAGGACUACUGCACUCGCACUGCCCUUACUUUGAAGCAGAAGCUGGUGAACAUGGGGGGCUACACUGGGAAGGUGUGUGUCAGGGCCAAGGUCCUCUGCCUGAGUCCUGAGAGCAGCGCAGAGGCCUUGGAGGCUGCAGUGUCUCCGAUGGAUUACCCUGCAUCCUAUAGCCUUGCAGGCACCCAGCACAUUGGAAGCCCUGCUGCAGUCUCGUGAUUGUCUUGCUCGGCUUCAGGUCUCUCUUGAGUGACCUGCUCAGCUAUGAGGUUUUAAAUCUGCUCACAGCCCAGCAGUAUGAGAUAUUCUCCAGAAGCUUCCACAAGAACAGAGAAUUGUUUGUCCAUGGCUUACCUGGCUUAGGAAAGACCAUCAUGGCCAUGAAGAUCAUGGAGAAGAUCAGGAAUGUGUUUCACUGUGAGGCACACAGAAUUCUCUACAUUUGUGAAAGUCAGUUUCUGAGGAAUUUCAUCAGGUGCAAGUUCAACAUGGAGGCAAAUCACUGCUCCCUGGGUGUGUAUCCAUCUUACCCAGACCUGGUCAUCGAUGUCGGAGAAGUGACUCUUGGAGAAGAAAACAGAAAAAAGCUGCAGAAAACUCAGAGAGACCAAGAGAGGGCGAGAGUUAUACGGGCUGCGUGUGCUUUAUUAAACUCAGGAGGAGGAGUGAUUCGGAUGGAAAUGGCCAACAAGGAUGAGCGUCCCACAGAGAUGGGACUGGAUUUAGAAGAAUCCUUGAGAAAGCUUAUUCAGUAUCCAUAUUUGCAGGCUUUCUUUGAGACUAAGCAACAUGGAAGGUGUUUUUACAUUUUUGUUAAAUCUUGGAGUGGUGAUCCUUUCCUUACAGAUGGUUCUUUCAGUUCCCGCAUUUGCAGCCUUAGUUCUUCAUUAUACUGUAGAUCUGGCACCUCUGUGCUUUGCAUGAAUUCAAGACAGGCAUUCGAUUUCCUGAAGACCAAGGAAAGACAGUCCAAAUAUAAUCUGAUUAAUGAAGGGUCUCCACCUAGUAAAAUUGUGAAAGCUGUAUACCAGAACAUAUCUGAGUCAAAUCCUGCAUAUAAAGUUUUCCAAACUGACACUAUUGAAUAUGGUGAAAUCCUAUCUUUUCCUGAGUCUCCAUCCAUAGAGUUUAAACAGUUCUCUACAAAACACAUCCAACAAUAUGUAGAAAAUAUAAUUCCAGAGUACAUCUCUGCAUUUGCAAACACUGAGGGAGGCUAUCUUCUUAUUGGAGUGGAUGAUAAGAGUAGGAAAGUCCUGGGAUGUGCCAAAGAACAGGUUGACCCUGACUCUUUGAAAAAGGUAAUUGCAAGAGCAAUUUCUAAGUUGCCCAUUGUCCAUUUUUGCUCUUCAAAACCUCGGGUAGAGUACAGCACCAAAAUCGUAGAAGUGUUUUGUGGGAAAGAGUUGUAUGGCUAUCUCUGUGUGAUUAAAGUGAAGGCAUUCUGUUGUGUGGUGUUCUCGGAAGCUCCCAAGUCAUGGAUGGUGAGGGAGAAGUACAUCCGCCCCUUGACAACUGAGGAAUGGGUAGAGAAAAUGAUGGACGCAGAUCCAGAGUUUCCUCCAGACUUUGCUGAGGCCUUUGAGUCUCAGUUGAGUCUAUCUGACAGUCCUUCACUUUGCAGACCAGUGUAUUCUAAGAAAGGUCUGGAACACAAAGCUGAUCUACAACAACAUUUAUUUCCAGUCCCACCAGGACAUUUGCGAUGUACUCCAGAGUCCCUCUGGAAGGAGCUGUCUUUACAGCAUGAAGGACUAAAGGAGUUAAUACACAAGCAAAUGCAACCUUUCUCCCAGGGAAUUGUGAUCCUCUCUAGAAGCUGGGCUGUGGACCUGAACUUGCAGGAGAAGCCAGGAGUCAUCUGUGAUGCUCUGCUGAUAGCACAGAACAGCACCCCCAUUCUCUACACCAUUCUCAGGGAGCAGGAUGCAGAGAGCCAGGACUACUGCACUCGCACCGCCUUUACUUUGAAGCAGAAGCUAGUGAACAUGGGGGGCUACACUGGGAAGGUGUGUGUGAAGGCCAAGGUCCUCUGCCUGCGUCCUGAGAGCAGCACAGAGGCCUUGGAGGCUGCAGUGUCUCCGAUGGAUUAUCCCGCGUCCUAUAGCCUUGCAGGCACCCAGCACAUGGAAGCCCUGCUGCAGUCCCUCGUGAUUGUCUUGCUCGGCUUCAGGUCUCUCUUGAGUGACCAGCUCGGCUGUGAGGUUUUAAAUCUGCUCACAGCCCAGCAGUAUGAGAUAUUCUCCAGAAGCCUCCGCAAGAACAGAGAGUUGUUUGUCCAUGGCUUACCUGGCUCAGGGAAGACCAUCAUGGCCAUGAAGAUCGUGGAGAAGAUCAGGAAUGUGUUUCAGUGUGAGGCACACAGAAUUCUCUACGUUUGUGAAAACCAGCCUCUGAGGAACUUUAUCAGUGAUAGAAAUAUCUGCCAAGCAGAGACCCGGAAAACUUUCCUAAGAGAAAACUUUGAACACAUUCAACACAUCGUCAUUGACGAAGCUCAGAAUUUCCGUACUGAAGAUGGGGACUGGUAUAGGAAGGCAAAAACCAUCACUCAGAGAGAAAAGGAUUGUCCAGGAGUUCUCUGGAUCUUUCUGGAUUACUUUCAGACCAGUCACUUGGGUCACAGUGGCCUUCCCCCUCUCUCAGCACAGUAUCCAAGAGAAGAGCUCACCACAGUAGUUCGCAAUGCAGAUGAAAUAGCCAAGUACAUACAACAAGAAAUGCAACUAAUUAUAGAAAAUCCUCCAAUUAAUAUCCCCCAUGGGUAUCUGGCAAUUCUCAGUGAAGCUAAAUGGGUUCCAGGUGUUUCAGGCAACAAAAAGAUUAUUAAAAACUUUACUUUGGAGCAAAUAGUGACCUAUGUGGCAGACACCUGCAGGUGCUUCUUUGAAAGGGGCUAUUCUCCAAAGGAUGUUGCUGUGCUUGUCAGCACCGUGACAGAAGCGGAGCAGUAUCAGUCUAAGCUCUUGAAAGCAAUGAGGAAGAAAAUGGUGGUGCCGCUCAGUGAUGCAUGUGAUAUGUUGGGUGAUCACAUUGUGUUGGACAGUGUCCGGCGAUUCUCAGGCCUGGAAAGGAACAUAGUGUUUGGGAUCCAUCCAAGGACAGCUGACCCAGCUAUCUUACCCAAUAUUCUGAUCUGUCUGGCUUCCAGGGCAAAACAGCACCUAUAUAUUUUUCUGUGAAGUGACUAUUAGGAAGAACUCCAAACCAAAAUGCGAUGUAAAUGUCUAUGGGUGACAGUCUGCUGAUGGUAGAAACCUUUCUUUUUAGUUCACAAGUCAGUUAGGGAUUUGGAUGGAGCUGACACAGAGAGUUUGGAGCUCCCCGAUUUCUGGCUCUCCUUUCAGGGGUUCCUUCCCCAACUCUUUUCAGCAGCGGUGGCUGCCCCCCAUUCUGACCCCUGACUCUUGCAGCCAGAAAGACGGUGGUUUUCUAGAGGAACUUUAGCUGUCCUGCACAAUGCAGACCUGUGUCUUGCUCUCUGGGUAAAAGCCAUAAAAAUAAGAAACUCAGCCUGUGGCCUUUCUUUCUUCCAAGGCUGGGCUUCUUUUUGUAAGUGACUUCAUGUAGUUUGUUGCUUUUAAAAAUUUGUCCAGAAUUGUUUUCUGCAGAAGCAUGGUCUGUUAGGAGCUUACAGGCCAUAGGAGAAGCAAUUGUUUCCUGAAUUUAUCUUUGCUGUAUUCAUUUAGGGCUUGGGAGAGUCCCAAGAUAAUUCAGUCACUGUCAGAUUAAUCAUUUUGGCAGAACAAACAAUAUUGUUAUGAUUAUUUAAUCCUUAAAAUUGUGAUCUCCAGAGUUUGUUAUCAGAAUAGCCCAGACCAAGGCUUAAUUGUAAUAGUGAACAUUAAUGGUACCUUUACAGAGAAAUUAUAGGCCAAGAGAAAAUGCUGGCUUUCAGUAGAAGUUAAUAUUAGAAACCCAAAUCUGGUUCUGAAAUUGUGUAUCAGAUGUACGGUGAACAAACUUGGGAAAGAUUUUCUUUAAAAAUCAGUGAGCCUUGACCAGGCACGGUGGCUCACACCUGUAAUCCCAGCUGUUUGGGAGGCUGAGGCAGGUGGAUCCCCUGAGGUCAGGAGUUCAAGACCAGCCUGGCCAACAUGGAGAAACCCCGUCUCUACUAAAAAUACAAAAAUUAGCAGGGCAUGGUGGUGCAUGCUUGUAUCCCAGAUACUUGGGAGGCUGAAGCAUGAGAAUCACUUGAAUCCUGGAGGCAGAGGUUGCAGUGAGCUGAGAUCAUGACACUGUACUCCAGCCUGGGCAACAGAGUGAGACUGUCUCAAAAAGAAGAAGAAGAAAAAAAAUGCAGUGAGUUUAUGUUGUUACAUUGUAACAUCUCAGCGUAGCUGUAUGCAUUACUCUAUAGCAUACCUACUUAAGUUUUAUGUCAUUCUUGAACUGUGAUUUUUUUUUCUAUUUGCUUUCAUAGUUUGGUGGGCCAUUGUUAUGGACUGAAUGUUUGUGUCCCAUCCUCACCCCUAAAUUCCCAUUUUGAAGCCCCAACCUUCACUGUGGAGCUGGGGCUGCUAAGGAAGUAAUUAAGGUUACACGAAGUCACAGUGGAGAAUCUGAUCUGCUAAGACUGGUGUCCUUAUAGGGAGAGACCCCAGAGAGCUUGUUCCCUUCCUCCAUGUGCAGACAAACAAGAGGGCAUGGGAGCACACAGAGAGAUGGCAGCCACCUACAAGCCAAGAGGAGAAGCCUCACAAUGAACCCCCCCCCAACCCUGCUGGCACCUAUGUCUUCGACUUCCAGCCCCCAGACUGUGAGAAAUAAAUUUCUGUUGGUUCA